UGAGAGGAAAUGGAGAACAUUUCUACCAGGCUGCUGCUGCUCAUCUUAUGGAAUGUCAUGAAUGAAACUGCAGGUCAGAUACCACCUCAGGGGUUUAGGUAUGCCUCUUAUGAAGUGACCAUCCCAAGGAAACUGACCCCCAGGUAUGGACAACAGGAGCCUCAUCAUGUCAACUAUCUGGUACACGUUGAGGGGAAAAGCCACAUGGUGCACCUCAGGCAGAAGAAGGGAUUCAUCCCUAAACACUUCCCUGUCUUCACCUAUAAUAUAGAGGGGGAACUCCAGGUGGACUACCCAUUUAUCAGGGAUGACUGUUUCUACCUUGGUUCUGUAGAAGGAACGCCUUCCUCUUUGGUCACCCUCAGCACUUGCUCAGGGGGACUCAGGGGUCUGCUUCGAUUAGAAAAUGAGACCUAUGAAAUUGAACCUGUCCAGGCAUCUCUUACGUUUCAACAUGUGGUGUAUCGGUUGGAAGAAAAGUCGGGCGCCGUCCGUCUGAGAUGUGGGCUAACGGAGGAAGAGCAAAGUCUUCAAGACACCGUGAUCCAGAAAACAGAGAAUGUAGUGGACAGAAGGGCUUCCAGAAGAGACUGGUGGUCACAUACCAGGUGCUGAUUGUAAUAUUGGAGAGUGUUGCCACCAUUGUCAUUAUCGC
Elgaria multicarinata webbii is the source of this 655-nucleotide messenger RNA. RefSeq names its product disintegrin and metalloproteinase domain-containing protein 21-like. The record is from RefSeq and is a predicted model, not a curated record. Gene Ontology annotation, biological process: male gonad development. The transcript has 2 exons. Bases 10 to 615 code for a protein of 201 amino acids. NCBI's taxonomy places the organism in Eukaryota, Metazoa, Chordata, Lepidosauria, Squamata, Anguidae. Gene Ontology annotation, cellular component: external side of plasma membrane; sperm head plasma membrane; plasma membrane.